Messenger RNA from Tachyglossus aculeatus (Australian echidna), 1741 nucleotides. It is a transcript of the gene ATP1B3, whose product is annotated as ATPase Na+/K+ transporting subunit beta 3. Lineage: Eukaryota; Metazoa; Chordata; Mammalia; Monotremata; Tachyglossidae. Gene Ontology annotation, cellular component: sodium:potassium-exchanging ATPase complex. The record is from RefSeq and is a predicted model, not a curated record. Bases 33 to 875 code for a protein of 280 amino acids. Gene Ontology annotation, molecular function: ATPase activator activity. Gene Ontology annotation, biological process: potassium ion import across plasma membrane; intracellular sodium ion homeostasis; intracellular potassium ion homeostasis. The transcript has 7 exons.
UGCCGCCCGCCCUCCCUCCCUCCCCCCGCACCAUGACCAAGAGCGAGAAGAAACCCUUCCAGCAGAGCCUGGCCGAGUGGAAGCGCUUCAUCUACAACCCGACCAGCGGCGAGUUCCUGGGGCGCACGGCCAAGAGCUGGGGUUUAAUCUUGCUGUUUUACCUAGUCUUCUAUGGAUUCCUAGCUGCACUCUUCACCUUCACAAUGUGGGUCAUGCUUCAGACAUUGAACGAUGAUACUCCCAAGUAUCGGGAUCAGAUUUCCAGCCCAGGACUUAUGAUUUCACCAAAACCACAGAGUGCAUUGGAGUUUACAUUCAAUAAGUCUGACUCUCAGACAUAUAAUAGCUAUGUUUUGGCUCUAAAAACUUUUCUACAAUCCUAUAAUGAUUCAAAGCAGAAGCAAAACAUGGACUGUCCCAUCGGAGUACUUUUUGAACAGAAUUCCAGUCCUAAGAGGGCCUGUCGGUUUAACCGGACGCUGCUGGGACCUUGCUCUGGAAUUAGUGAUGGAUCUUUUGGCUAUUCUACAGGAGCCCCUUGUGUACUUGUGAAAAUGAAUAGAAUAAUUGGAUUAAAACCUCAAGGGAAACCAUCCAUAACCUGUCUUGCCAAGGAAUCAAGCAAAGUGCAAGUCACCCAUUAUCCUGAAAAUGGAGCUAUUGACUUAUCAUAUUAUCCCUACUAUGGGAAAAAAUUACACGUGGGCUACCUGCAGCCGUUGGUAGCCGUCAAGAUCGCAUUCAACCCCCUCAAUGGUACCAAGGAGGAAGUGUCGGUGGAGUGCAAGAUAAUGGGAUCCCCCAACCUGAGAAACCAGGAUGAUCGGGACAAGUUCUUGGGGCGCGUGGUCUUCAAAAUAACAAUGAGCGAAUAGUCUGAGUAGCCAAUCUCCACCGAGUCAAUGUUGUGUUGUCUGUCUUCAUCUUGUAUCCGCUGGACCUGCCAUUCUAGAAUUCGAGACCAUCUUGGAGACGGCUGGGGUGGCUCCUGCCGGAAAAGGAACAGGAUGACAUGGGUUCCAGCCCCUCCCAAGUCACUGCCGUUGCCUCUGCUCAGCCCAUUGGACCGGUGGACAGACAUAGACGUGUCAUAUUAGGGACCUGUAAAUAGCUGAUUCCAGACAAGUAAUAAUGGUGGUCUUUGUCCUGUUCUAUCUAAUGGGGUAUUUUCUCCAAGUGAGUGUCUAAAGCUUAAUGUGCUGUGCUCUGUAAAUAUUUUAUUGAUUUAACACUGGUUUAACUGUCGUAUCUCAACGCCAACACAGAUUUAGGGAUCACGUGAUCAAAAGUCAAUGGUACAGGACCAACCGACGGUGAUUUUAAUAACCUCUGCGAGAAUUGGGUGGAGACACUACGUUCUGUAUGCAAGGAAGGAAAACGAAAUAAACAUGGAUUUUAAAAGUGUUUUAGCAUGGAUUUUUGGAAACUUCAAGUGCUACAUUAAUCUAGAUUUGUGUGUGUGCUUGGCACGGCGUGGGUGUCUAAUGCAUGUGGGGAAAAUAGUGGAAGGGCAGGAAUUUUAGUGGGGGAAUUGACUCUGUUGUAAAUUGUGUCCAGCAUUAUAAAGCUAGAAUGCAAUUAGCCAGUGUUAAUUUAAACUUGAAUGCAGCAUCAAAAUGAGUGUAUUUUUAAAAAUGUGUUUACUUUAGACUUGUUAUAACUAGACAGAAGUUUUGAGAAAGAGGUUCUGUUGUGGGAUUCUCCUGCCCUUUGCCAAUAAAGUGGAAAUCCCAGUGUGAAA